Messenger RNA from Tarenaya hassleriana, 3710 nucleotides. RefSeq lists its product as uncharacterized. The record is from RefSeq and is a predicted model, not a curated record. The transcript has 8 exons. Gene Ontology annotation, molecular function: DNA binding; protein dimerization activity. NCBI's taxonomy places the organism in Eukaryota, Viridiplantae, Streptophyta, Magnoliopsida, Brassicales, Cleomaceae. Bases 715 to 3396 code for a protein of 893 amino acids.
GGACGAGUCGGCUAGGUCAGAAACCCUAGAAAUCGCCCGAGUCGAGUUAUCUCGUUCCUCACCCAGCUUGAUCUCGCCCGCGACUCGUUCCCGUUUCGUAGCUCGUUCUUCUCCCGCCGCUCAACUCAAUGCGUUCAUGCCUUGCUUCAAAAUUUCCUCCAUUUUCGAGGGUUUGAGAUCCGACGAAGCUUCGAGCCAAGUAUCCGGAGGGUUCCCAGGUACGCUGAACGGACAAAUGCGGUUCUUUCCCUUCCCUUGUUUGGUACGAAAGAUGGCGAUGUUUUGGAAUUUGAAUCGAACAUGAGAGGGAAUAAACAUCUUCUCCUUUUCUGAGUCUUCCUGCCCUAAAUCGUGGGAAGAAUUCGAGACGAGCAAAUAGCUUUUGCGAGACGUCGAAUGAGAAAGAAGAACUGAUGCCGACGCAGUUGUAAUCGUCGUAGGAUUGAUCUUUGUUGCGGUAUUUAUGGAUGGAAUUAUGAUCCAAUCGUCGUAUGUCACAAUGUGCAGCUAUAUGUGGAUUUCAGAAAUAUUGAAUUCCGACAACUCGGAGCCCAUGCAUAAGCGGGAGCCAUAACGGGCUGCUCAAAUGAGAAAGAUCAGUGUGCUGCACAGCAAAACAUGAUCUUCUGAACGCUUUCUGAUCGUUCAUCUGGUGGAUAGCGACUGAAGCCGUUCCUUCUAGUAAGGCUCUUGGAGCUACCGGAUGGUUGAUACAUGGCUCCUACUGGCUCUCUUGGACUAGUUGACCCCGGAUGGGAGCAUGGCGUUGCACAGGACGAGCGGAAGAAGAAGGUUAAAUGCAAUUACUGCGGAAAGAUUGUUAGCGGUGGAAUAUACAGACUGAAGCAACAUUUGGCCCGGGUAUCAGGGGAAGUAACGUAUUGCGAAAAGUCUCCAGAGGAAGUAUGCCUGAGGAUGAAGGAGAAUCUGGAACGGUGUCGUUCCAGCAGGAAACUGAGGCUGUCCGAAGGUCACAGUGGACAGCCUUCUCCAAAUUUCCAGCGCUCUAACAACGACGAGGAUGGGGAAGAAGAAGAACACAGCAGCUGGUUUAGAAACAAGGGAAAGCAGCCCUUUGGUGAUGGGAAUCUCCGGUCAUCAGGGUACAUAGAUCCUGGCUGGGAACAUGGUGUUGCUCAGGAUGAGAGGAAGAAAAAGGUUAAAUGUAAUUACUGUGAUAAAAUAGUUAGUGGAGGCAUCAACCGUUUCAAGCAACACCUUGCCAGAAUACCCGGAGAGGUAGCACCAUGUAAAAACACUCCCGAGGAAGUGUAUCUCAAGAUAAAAGAGAAUAUGAAAUGGCAUCGUGCCGGGAGAAGACAGACGAGACUCGAUGACGUUGGAGUUUCAAAUUUCAAUGCACUCAUGCAGAAUGCUGACCGAGAAGAUGAUCAAGAGGAUGAUGAUUUCUGUUCAAUUAGCGAGGACAGGUCGGUUCGUGGAGAUAGAAGGUUUAACCAAGGCAAUAGGAAAAGCUUCAAUGCAAUGCCCAUAAGAGCCGUUUCUGAACCAAAGCCGAAGAGAUCAAGGCCGAACCCUCUUCUGAAACCACCGCACGUUUUAACCCUGUCUCUGAGCAAACAGAGAAAAACACAUACUGGUUCAAGCAGAAUAGUAUCCCGAAAGGAACUCGCUUCCGCAAUAUGCAAAUUCUUCCACCACGCAGGAGUUCCUGCAGAGGCCGCAAAUUCUCUCUACUUCCAUAAGAUGAUCGAACUGGUUGGUAUGUACGGACAGGGAUUCGUUGCCCCCUCGAGACAACUGUUGACUGGUCGGCUCUUACAAAACGAGAUCUCGACUAUCAAAGGCUACUUGGCUGAGUACAGGUCUUCGUGGAUGGUCACUGGUUGUUCUAUAAUCGCAGACACUUGGGUCAACACAGAGGGCAGGACACUGAUCAGUUUCUUGGUCUCAUGUCCCCGCGGUAUAUACUUCCACUCCUCCACUGAUGCCACCGAUGUAACUGAAGAUGCUUUCAGCCUGUUCAAACACCUCGACAAACUAGUUGAGGACGUGGGCGAGGAGAACAUCGUGCAGGUUGUCACACAUAACACUGCUGCCUAUAGAACUGCUGGAAAAUUGCUUGAAGAGAAGAGAAAGAACCUGUAUUGGACCCCAUGUGCAAUGCAUUGCACAGAACAGGUUCUCGAAGACUUCUCAAAGCUCGAAGUCGUCUCUGAGUGCAUGGAGAAGAGCCAAAAAAUCACAAAAUUCGUUUAUAAUCAACCUUUGCUGCUGAAUCUCAUGAAGAAUGAGUUCACUCAGGGGCAGGAGCUUCUAAGGCCCUCUGUCACACGCUAUGCGUCAGGUUUUGCGACUCUGCAGAGUCUGAUGGACCACAGGGUCAGUCUCAGAGGGCUGUUCCAUUCCAAUGGCUGGAUGUCGUCACCGGCUGCCAAAUCCGACGGGGGUAGAGAAGUGGAGAAGAUCAUUUCAAAUGCUUCGUUUUGGAAGAAGGUUCAGUAUGUUUUGAAAUCGGUCGAUCCAGUGAUGCAGGUUGUUCAGAUGAUUGAUGGGGGUGAGAUGCUUUCAUUGCCAUAUGUGUACAGUUACAUGUACCGGGCAAAGCUGGCAAUCAAAUCUAUUCACAAUGACGAUGCACGAAAGUACGGGCCAUUCUGGCGCGUGAUGGACUAUCACUGGAACUCGUUAUUUCAUCACCCUCUCUAUGUGGCCGCAUACUUCUUCAAUCCCGCAUACAGAUAUUGUCCUGAUUUCAUGGCGCAUUCUGAGGUUGUACGUGGUGUCAACGAAUGCAUUGUCCGGCUUGAGCCUGAUAAUAUCAGAAGAGUUACUGCAUUGAUGCAGAUUCCAGAUUACACUUCUGCGAAAGCCGAUUUUGGAACGGACCUAGCGAUUGGCACGAGAACGGAGCUUGACCCAGCUGCCUGGUGGCAACAGCAUGGGAUAAGCUGCUUGGAACUUCAGCGAGUAGCUGUACGGAUACUGAGCCACACGUGUUCGUCCUUUGGGUGUGAGCCUAGGUGGAGUGUAUAUGACCAAAUGGCGGGUAAAUGCCAGAGCCGUUUCUUUAAGAAGUCCUUUAACGACCUCACCUACGUCCAUUACAACCUGCGGCUGAGGGAGAAGCAGCUUAGGCGGCGGACACCGGACGAUACACCAUCCCUCAAUGGCACCAUGCUGGAGCAUCUGCUGAGGGACUGGCUCGCUACAACAACGUCCGAUGAGGAGACAUUGCGGGAGGAGGAGGAGGAGGAAGGGCGGGGGAACGAGGAAGACGUUGAAUACGAGGAGUGUUAUAGCGAGAACGACGAAGAAGAAGAGGAGGAAGAGGAAGAUAAUAGGAUUAGCAUUCAAGCUUUUGACAACAUUCAUCCUCGCAACGCAGACGAUGACGCCAACCUUGGCCUCUACGAUGACGAUCUUAGCGAAUGAUUUAACUCUCAUAUCAUUCUCUCCUAACUAGACUCCUUGUCGGGUCUACCAAAAAUCUCGGAUGAAUUAGGGUACCUGACCGGUAUGGCGAGCGGAUGCGACAAAUCGGCUGGAUUCACAUACAUGGCGUGAAUGAAUGAUUUAAGAAUCACAUUUCAAAUCAUAAGAUUUAAAUUGUUUAGAUUUUAAAUCAUCCCAAAAUCUUGGAUAUGCAGCAAUAUCUUUUAUCUUAAGUAACAUGAUAUAGAAUGACACGUGUCAAUUGUCUAGUCGUUUUGUUUCAAGUAACUAAUAAACGCUGAAAUAGCUGAUAA